AUGUCACUCCAAGCCACUCCAGCCCGCUCAUCGCGCAUCACCAAGCCGCGGAGAAGAAGCGCAGCAGCAGCCCUAGGACUAAAGCGCAAGACCUCAUCCACACCCAAUACAGGUCCCAAGAGAUUGCCACUACCAUCUCACGACUCCACCUCCCACGAUGAUGACUACCAGCUCAACGACACAGGCGUCAUAGCCUCUCUCGCCAGCGACCUCAACUUCCGCGAUGUGCCCCAAUACGUUUCCUACAUCCAGCGCCGCAUGUUUAGCGCUGUACCAGAGAAAAGCGGCAUGAACUCUGUGCGAACAGCCCAAGUCUUGAAUUUUCGGCUGCGCCUCCCCCCGUUUGUAACGCUUGCGCAUAUCAACGCGCUGAAAAAGUACGUUUCCAGUAUGGCGGCUAAUCCAACAUCAUCAUGUAUCCCGGGGACAGCAUUCACUUCACAGGAGUUAUCCGCUCUGGUAACCACCGGCUUCUUGACUUCGGCCUCGGUCUCUAGCUCUUAUUCAUCGACAUCUUCUCUUUUCGCCUCUCCAAGCCCCACAGCCCUGGCUGCAGUCUCAACACGUGGCUUCCGCCAUGCAGCAGGGUCCCUCGAUGCUGUUGGCGGUAUACACGCUACACAGCACAUGCACGGCGGGAUCACGCUGUCUGGGUCGCGGCCAGCACUAAGAGCGCAGUAUACGUUUUCUCUGCCCAGCAUGGGCACGCAUAUCAAACUCCUCGUCGAAGCACGAAGCCAUAUUGUCGCGCUGUUGAACAAGACAAAGUACAAGGAACUGCCGCUACAUAUCCUGGCGGAGCGCUGGGACGGUGGCGUCGCAGCAGCAGCCGGGGAUGUCAAAGCUGAACGGAAGAAGCUGAGAGGAGAAUUUGCAGGCGUGCUUCCUGGGAAGACGAAGAAAUGGAAGGUUUUUUACGGGAUGCGGUUUGAAUGGGCGCUGGAAGAGUGUCUAGGCGCGGGACUGGUCGAGUUGUUUGAGACAGGGAGUGUGGGGACAGCAGCCCGUCUUGUAUCGUGAUAUUGCCGUGUCUGGGAAUCCUCAUGAGACUCUCUUCUUCCAGGCCCUCUCACCCAAUACCAUCAAGCCCGCUUGCUCAACACAUGAUGAACAGAUUCAUCACGUCCAAGCCAGAAUAAAAAGUAACAUGACC
Exserohilum turcica Et28A is the source of this 1153-nucleotide messenger RNA. RefSeq lists its product as uncharacterized. Gene Ontology annotation, biological process: positive regulation of Ras protein signal transduction; protein phosphorylation. The record is from RefSeq and is a predicted model, not a curated record. Bases 1 to 1020 code for a protein of 339 amino acids. Lineage: Eukaryota; Fungi; Ascomycota; Dothideomycetes; Pleosporales; Pleosporaceae. The transcript has 2 exons. Gene Ontology annotation, molecular function: protein serine/threonine kinase activity.